UGUUGCUCCUUUUUGUGCCUUUUGGUUUGUGCUGCAAAUAUGCCCGUGAAAAACAGCCCACCUGUGUAGAAAAUCAUGCAAGCACAUGCAUUCUAAUGUCAUCUGCAGGUUCCUGUUGCAGAGGAAAUGAUAAAUAAGAUCAAGAAAUUUUUGGUGUUCAUAUAUGCCAAGUGAGGGCUCUGAUAGCUCAUACAACCUCAUAUUAUUCUUUCUGUAUGAGCGAGGUUCAUGACGUAUCCCCUCAUUUUGCCCACAGUUCCAAUGGUGUAUGCAUAAUUUAGUGCGAUCAAGUUGAAAUAAAAAACCAGCAGACCACAGUACAUGGUCAUACCCAUUAGAGAGGUUUUCCUUCCCUCUAUAUAUGAAGAUGUAGCACCCUCUAUUCAGUCCCAAUCUUUUACAACCUAAGCAGAAUUUUACAGCUUCCUCUCCACAAUCAGAAUCUGCAGUUUGUCAGAAAUGAAGCCUGAACGCGUGUAUCUGGAUCAGCUAACCGAAAAAAGCAAGGGCUACAAGGUUAAGGUCAAGGUCGUAGAGAAAGGACCGGAAAGGAACUCUCCUUCAAAGGGAAUCCUAUUCCAAGGACUUGUGAUGGAAGAUGACAAGGGAAAUCGAAUGCGUGCUGCACUUUUUGGAAAUCAAAUUGAUGUCUACAAGGAAGCUAUUGAACACUUAGGGAGUUAUGAGAUAGCUAAUGCUACGAUUAAAGCCAGCGAUGAAUAUUGGAAAGCCAAAGACGCGAAAUACGGUCUGCUUGGAUACCAGAUGAGCUUUGGCUCACAGGCGGUAAUCCAACGAAUGAAUGCUGAGUCAGGGCCAGUAUUACCGGAAUACCAAUGCCUAGCCACCAUCCCAAGAGUGUAUGAUCCAACUGACAGAUUUGAUAUUGUUGCUGUUGUUCUAUACCUCGAAGAAGAAGCACGGAAAGUCACUGGAUUUGAACAACGCGAAUACUUAGUUCGUGAAAUUGUGGUGACAGACCAUAGCAAUGAGCAGCCAAUCACAAUUACUGUUUGGAACGAGCUGACUGGAGAACAUUGCAAACCGCUCUCCUCAUGGGCAGAACAGGUCACUGUUUUUGGAUUCACGGCUUUGAGAGGCAGCUUUCAUAAAGGAUUUUCCCUUGGUUCCACCAUGUCUACUAGAAUCAUUACUGAUCCAAAAGGAGAAAGAGCAGACGCAUUGAGGGAAUGGGUCAAAAAUCGCACCGACUGGCUGAGUGACAGGCAAGCAAGGGUAUUGGAUGUCAGGAACCCUACGAAAGAGAAGGUGAUCAUCACACUGGACUCCCUGAAGCUGAAAAGGCCUUACAACACCUUGCAAGAGCAACGCCAUUGGCUCAGGGUUACAAUACCCAACCCUCAAAUGAGCACGAUCAAUGCAUACCUGGGGUGCUCUGCUUGUGGACGGCGUGGAGACAUUCCAGCAGGGACAUCCUACACUUGCACCAGAUGUAAGGCAGAUACCGUGUCUACUCCAAAGAUUACCUACAAUUUCGUGGCAUCUGAUGGGACUGGCACAAUGGAAUGCACCUCGUUCACUGAAGAUUCUGAAAAGUUGUUCAGGAUGACGGCUGCAGACACGUUCAGGAUGAAGCACAGCAAUGAUGCAGCGACCUUUGAACAGCUCCAGGAAAUGCUCAAGUCCAACCACUUUCUGCUGGAAAUCGGUCCAACAAUGGGCCUUUCAAAGAACGGCGUGCUUGAAUGGUGCUUGAAAUCGAUUGAUUUGGAAUCUGGGGAGGCCCAAGCAGAAAAUGUUGAGCAUCACUUUGCUGAUCAGCAGGCUGAACAGGGUCCGAGUGCCAGCCAGGUGCUUGCACAAGCAACGAUUGCUAGGCAGCAGCUUGAACAACCAACACUUCGUAGGAAGAACCCUGAGCAAGCAAUGGUUACUGGGAAGCAGCCAGAGCAAGGAGCCAUUCCUCAAAAGAAACUGAAGCAGGAAUUCAUAGCUGAGCUCCAUGCUGCACAGGGGAGUAUUGCAAGACAAUCAGACGAAGAGGAGGAUGACUCCUCUGGUAAGUAA
This is a messenger RNA of Spinacia oleracea (spinach), 2028 nucleotides long. RefSeq lists its product as uncharacterized. The record is from RefSeq and is a predicted model, not a curated record. The transcript is spliced from 14 exons. Bases 460 to 2028 code for a protein of 522 amino acids. NCBI's taxonomy places the organism in Eukaryota, Viridiplantae, Streptophyta, Magnoliopsida, Caryophyllales, Amaranthaceae.